Molecule: messenger RNA, 2630 nt
Organism: Saprolegnia diclina VS20
Lineage: Eukaryota; Oomycota; Saprolegniomycetes; Saprolegniales; Saprolegniaceae
Exons: 10
Coding region: 38-2584 (848 amino acids)
Biological process (GO): lipid metabolic process
Source: RefSeq, a predicted model, not a curated record
CGAGAUCGCACAAGUCCUCUACCACCGCGCGACUCGGAUGGACCUGCUUCGGCGCCUCAUCGUGGCGCACAUGGCCAAGAUGGAGAGCUACCUCCAGUUCGUCGGCGUCUAUCUGCCCACACAGAUCUACGCGCACCUCUCGUUUCUGCCGCCCGUCGUGACGUACUCGUUUGUCUACAUCAUGCUGCAGGCCUUGGCAAUUCUCUGGGGCUUCCUCUUCAACGUCGGGUCGCUUCUCGGCGAAAACGUCAUUGCGAUCGCGACCAUGCCGUGGUCCCAAGCGCUCUCGGUGCUCUUCGUCCAUUACUCGGUCAUUGGCAUCAUCCUUAGCAUUGGCCGCACGACGUGGAUUCUCACGUGGCAAUCGGUUGAGGACUUUCCGUACAUCCGCCGCGUCAUGCGCCACGAAGCGUCGCCGCAACUCGUCGUCUUCCUCUGCGCGCUGCCCAUUCUGCUGCUACUCACUAGCCUCAUCGUCGUGCCGUCCGUGUGCACCAACCUCGACACAUCGCAGCCGAUUGAGUCGACGAUCUGCAAAACGAGUUAUCUUCGGUUCCUCACGCCCGCGUACCCCGUCUUCCAGAGGUCGCUGCGCCUUACCACGAUCAUUGCCUCGUGGCAGUUUGUGCAGGUCGUGCUCGAGAUCAUUCCGCGCUGGCGCGUCAUCCUCCAGCACAUGUCGCUUCUCAACGUCUGCGUCCUCGGGCUCUCACUCAUGGGACUCAACGGCCUUACGGUGCUCUGGACCAUCGAGUGGCUCUUGCGUCACUUCCACGUCAAAUUCACAUCGUUCAGCGACCUCUCGCCGCUGCGCUGGGAGACGACGGGCCUUGUACUCCUUUGCCUCUGGAUCCUCUGGUUCCUCACGCUCGUAUGCCACAGCUUUCCGCUCUCCUUUCCCUCGACAGACGAUGCGACCCUCGCCGCAUUCUUUGGGCGCAUCAAGCUGUCGUUCAUUCUCGGCCAAGUCAUCGUCUUUGUUCGCGCGUGCGUGCACCCGCAGAUGGGCUUUGUGCACGCGCAGCUCGAGCUCACUAUCAUCAACCUCCUCCUUCCGCUCAUCUACGUUUUCUCGCUCAUUUGUCUCCGGGGUCUCUGCCUCUCGUCCCCGCGGUCCGUCUUUAUUAGCGUUCCGAUCUCGGCCGGCACCGCGUACCUCUUGUACCGCGUCUCAGGCAUCGACCACCCGCACAUCUUUGUCGUCAUGGCGCUCUUCCUUUACGGCAGCCUCCUCCGGUGGCUCCAGCACACGGCACACAGCAGCACGCCCGGUCGCCGCGUUUCAUUCUCGUCCGAAGAUCAGGUCAAGCACAUUCGACCGCGCACGUACCAACGCGUCGCCUUUCGCUUCCUCCUCGCCGGCUCGAGCAUCCUCGCGCUCUACAUCCUCUUCCUCUCUGGCUUUGGUGCGCUCACGUUUCUCCAGCGUCAAUCCGAGUGGUUCCCAGACGCCGCGUCGCUUGUCGUGACGCCAACGGAAAUCAACGUCCAGCACGCACGCGUCGUGAACCUCAAGCUCGAGCUCGCACGCGACGAAGCGCCGCCGAUAGUGCCGCAGCCCCCGUUCUACGCGAGCUGCGGCAACCGGUGGCACGAUCUUAGCCUCGUCGACUACGCACUUAUGUCCCAAGCCGCGUACUUCAACCCGACAGGCAGCGACCUCCCCGACUUUCUCGCAGCCGUCUUUCCGCAGACGGCCGAGGGUGUCCCAAUGUUUGACAUUCGGAUUCCGGACAAUUACACGGCAAAAGGCUCCAAAGUCGAGUUUUUCGAGGCAUACUCGGCAGCACUCAAUCUCUCGGUGAUUUCGGUGCGCGGGACGGACGUCGGGCGGUUCCGAGAUCUCAUCGAAGAUGUCAAGAUGUUUGCCGAGCCGGUCAUUUUUGCCAUUCUUUCGAGCAUUUUCCCCACAAUUCGCAUGUGGCCAGACGUGACCUUCUCGACGCUCAUUGAACUCUACCACGAAAUGAUGUCACUCUUCGGGCUCAGCCACGAGUAUUGGUACUACCACGAGCUCAUGCACUACGUCCAAUCCAUCACGGAUCGCAACGUCAUCUUGACGGGCCACUCGCUCGGUGGCGGCAUCGCUCGCGUUGUGGGCUCGAUCUUGGGGAAGCCAUCCGUCUCGUUCUCGCCACCAGGCUCGGUGCAAACGUACAGCAAGCUCGUGCACGACAUUGCGGGCGAAAACUCGAUCGUGGACCGCAGGCGCCUGCACCACUUGUCGACGUGUGUGAUUCCAGAAUACGACCCGAUCACGAUGAUCGACACGCAGUCGGGCUUGAUCCAGCGCAUUACGUGCGACUCGUCGCACCUCUCGAUGCAGCUGAGUUGCCACAUGAACGAAGGCACGCUGUGCAACUUGAUGUCGCACUGCGGCGACCACCGCGCCCGGUUCGCGGCGUGCACGUUCGAGCACCGCGUGUCGACGAUCUCGGAGGAUCUCUUUGAGAUGGUGUUUGUCGACUUGAUAGCGCCCACGACGCUGAGUGGCCUCAUGAUUGCUGUCGCGAUUCUCUUCUCGCUCAUUCGGUACAAGUACAUUCGCCGCUACCAGCGCCAGAUCCUCCGUCUAAAACGCUAAGUGUACGCAAGCUAACUUAACAGGACCAUCAGCAUCAAGUGCUCCA